This is a messenger RNA of Hippocampus zosterae (dwarf seahorse), 3388 nucleotides long. RefSeq names its product neuregulin 1 (gene nrg1). Gene Ontology annotation, molecular function: protein tyrosine kinase activator activity; chemorepellent activity. Lineage: Eukaryota; Metazoa; Chordata; Actinopteri; Syngnathiformes; Syngnathidae. The transcript is spliced from 7 exons. Bases 995 to 2881 code for a protein of 628 amino acids. The record is from RefSeq and is a predicted model, not a curated record. Gene Ontology annotation, biological process: cell differentiation; nervous system development; intracellular signal transduction.
CCUAUCCUCCUGGGAUGGAUCAUAUGUCCGCUUGCUUGGCUCCUUCCCCUAGACACAAAACACACCCUUUCGUGUCGGCCUAAUCAAUGGGGAGUGCUCUUGGAGGAGGUGCCUGUAGCAGUUGGCCCGCCUGUGAUUGGCCGACGUGGGCUCUUAAUUGGAUUAAGGGAACCUGCUUAGCUUGAUGCUUUGUGCCGCACAAGAGAACACGGAGACGGUGGCAAGACAGGAAGAGAAGGAGAGAGGGAGGAGGCCUGCCCCGCUCACUACUUUAGUGAGAGGAGGGGUGAAAAAAAAAAGAAAAAGAAAAGGGGGAGUCACCUAUCUUCUUUGCCCUUGUGUGCUGCUGCUGCAGCCUAUCUCCCUCCCUCCUCCCGCCUCCUCUGUAUCAUUCUCUCUUCUUUCCCUUACUCAUCUGUUUCUGUGGUUGCUCCGGAGAGGAAGGAGGACACCUGCCGCUCCCUCAUGAUUCAGCCAUUCUGCUGCCUGGAGCUUCUCAGACACACAAGGCAGCAUGUCCCGCCUGCCACUGCAGUGCCGGCCCGUCCUGUCCAAUGCACUUCAACUACUGCAGCAGCAGACGUCCCAUCACUGCAACGCCAUCUCUUUCGUCCAAGUGCUCAGGUGAGUGAGCCUUCACUAUUGCGCCAUCCUCCCUUUCGGACCAAUGCGAAGCAUCCAAGGAAUCUCCGAAUUUUUUUUUUUCUUCUAUUUUUAAUCCUGCAGAAUAUUUGAACAUUCCACUUGUGGACGUGUGAACGUGUUUCUUUGAGAUUAUGGGACUCCUUUCCGUUGUACAUGGACGGCCAUCCACGUAUACCCCAUAUUGUUAACAAGGUCAGAAUCAAGAACGUGCCCCCCCGCUUUCCUUCGCAAACCCGGCUCUCCCCCAUGAUGGACGACAUACUUAAAGUGACUGGCGGCUUACGGUGUCUGAGUUACUAGUGUUCGGAGAACCUGCAUCCACCAGUUAAAAUUUGUUUUUUGAAAAAAAAUGACUGAAGGAGUGGAGGAUUUCUCUGCAGGGCCAGUCCCCCCUCCUGGAUUAGCCUCCCCCUCUGGCUCCACUGUUGAUACUGGACAAUUCCCAGAGGAGAAACCAGAGGAGACGGAGGCAGCUGGAGGGAACGGGGAGGAGGUUGCAGAGGUAACUGCAGAGGGAGGAGAUGACGAUGAUGGUGGAGAGCAUCCGGGAGCUUUAGGAGUUAUGGCUUUGCCCGGCACCUGCUGUGUGUGCAUCAAGAUGGAACAGAUUAACCAUUGCUUGCACUCCGAGAAAAUCUGCAUUCUGCCCAUCCUGGCCUGCCUGCUUAGUUUAGCUCUGUGCACGGCAGGACUCAAAUGGGUCUUUGCCGAUAAGAUCUUUGAGUAUGAACCUCCCACUCAUUUAGAUCCGAAACGCAUAGGGCAAGAUCCUAUGAUCAUAUCAGCGGACCCCACUCUGGGACUAAUACCUCAUCCGUCAACUGUCUCCCUGACCACCACUUCCGCCAUAACCUCAGCGCAACCUGAGGUUUUAAAGGAGGACACGUCGACGCGAGGUUCAUAUGUCCCUCCGCCAGGGACCCAAUCCGAACCGUCGGUCACCGUUAAAUCGGCUGCUGAACUUCCCACCAUCCCAAAGCGGACCACCUUCCCUUUGACAACGCAAGAAGUGAACGACAUCUUCAUCCCAACUAUCUCUUCCACCAGCACCACUACUAAAGCCAAGACCUCCAGUCAUGUGACGCGCUGCAGUGAUAGCCAGAAGAACUACUGUGUCAACGGAGGGGAGUGCUUUACCCUAGAAAUCAUGCCUGGCAGCACUAAGUUUUUGUGCAGGUGCUUGACCGGAUUCACUGGGCACCGAUGUGAACAAGCUGUGCUUAAGAAAGUCUCAAACCCAAAACAAGCUGAGGAGCUGUAUCAGAAACGUAUUUUAACAAUAACAGGAAUCUGCAUUGCCCUCCUAGUGGUUGGAAUCAUGUGUGUGGUUGCCUACUGCAAAACAAAGAAGCAGAGGAAAAAGCUCCACGACCGUCUCAGGCAGAACCUGAGAACUAAGAGGAACAAGAUGGCAAAAUCAGCCAGCCGACGCCAGGUUUCCAAUUUGCCUCUCCAGGAUUUGCAGCAGGCCAAUCAGUGUAAUGGGACAGCGAUCCAACACGCAGCUGAGAAAGAGACAGAGACAACAUUCUCCACAAGCAAAUAUGCCUUAUCCACACAACAACCUACCACUCUCAGCAACAUCUCCAGCCAAAGGCGUCAAUCAGAUGAGAAAAUACUGCCUCAUCUGUCUACAGUUUCCUGCAGCCCUCCUGCAACUCCAAGCUCUCCUCCCUCAGAGAUGUCAGCCACUCUUUCCAGCCAAGCCAUCUCGGUCCCCUCUGUGGCUUUAAGCCCCUCUGCUGAGGAGAAGCGCCCCCUCCUGCUGUCAAAGGCACAUCAACCACCCAAGUCCUUAAGCCGAGAUGAACUAAAGAGGACCUCCGCACAUUACAACCAUGGCCAGGAAGCACAUAGCUUGCCACCUAGCCCGCUCUGUGCUAUGAAGAAUGAUAAGUACCAAGUCACAGUCACUCCUGCAGCUAGUCGUAUGAUCUCAGCAUCCACAGAGAAGCUAGUGAAUACAAACAACAUUAUCAAUAACCACAGCAUCAAAGAAGCAGCGGUUAUUAAUGGUCAUGUGCCACAUAAUAAAGAGUUCAGUAUUGACCGCAUGUUGGCCAACCAACCAGAGGAUACGAAGGGGGAUCACACACCAUUCAUUUCAAUAGAAAACGCUAAAGCCCUGCUGUUAAGGGCCAAGGAUAGCAGUAGGACUACUGCAACAUCACGAAAUGGUGACCUGCAACUCAUGUCAUCCAGCGCCGCCACCAAACAAGACCCAAGAACUGUUUAAAGUAGUUGCUUGUUUAGAAAAAUUACAAUCACUACUUAACCUUUAUUUUGUACAAAAUUAUUUGCGGCAAAAAAAAAAAGAAGAAAAAAAACCACUUUCAAUGAUAAAUGAAAAGCAAAACUUUUAUUUUAAUGAUGUAGUGAAGAUAGAGUUUUUAUAAAUUAAAAAAAAUGUACUAAAUUGUUGAUGUCUUGUAGAUGAAGUGCCAUACACAGGUAUGUAGCAGUGUGUAAAAAAUAGCAAUGUAUAUCGUAGCGUGUAAAAAUAUCAAUGGUGCCUUUCUGUUAGGUAUGCUUAAGGGAACUGCAAAUGCAAACAGGGCCAUUUAUUCAACCAUCCUAAUUUUCUAAAUCAAGAAUACCAUGCUAGCUGCCUUCUGUGUCUCAUAGUUUGAAGUAAAGAAACUCAAAUAUAUUAGUUUGGUAACAGAGUUCAGAAUGCAUGCUUCAUCCGGUCCUAGAAAUACCGUACAAGGUGAUUUUGUGUCAAUAAAGCCUUUGGAGCGCU